UUGUUUAAACUUUUACUUCAUACUGUCCAGUCACAGUGUCAACCGUAGAAUAUAUUUUAUCAGCAAAUUUAGACGCAAUAAAAAUGUAUAGUUUAUUUGCCUUAUUGUUUUUGUCAUCAGUGUACGCUCGGCUUGAGGUUGAAGGACCUUGCAAUUUAACCAGCAUCACAUAUCAAAAACAAUUCAGUAAUUCACUUACAGGUACCUGGUAUCAAGUACAGAGAAUACCAAAUGACAUCGAAACUGGUGAAUGUUCACAAAGCCUUCUCAGAGUUUCGAUGGAAAUCAUCAUGGAUGACAACACGACAACGGUGCAGUCGAGCUAUAAAUACGACUCCGAGGUGGUGAACCAGAAACUCGUACUACGAAAUGGCACCAUCACAGCCAAUCAGACUGAACCGGGACUUUUGAAAAUUUCGUACGACGAUGUUUCGCAAGAUUAUGUGGUUCUGGGUGCCGACAGCAAAGACUACCUCGUACUGUACAGCUGUAAAAACAGUGGGAGCCGAUCUAUUAUAAGCGCGUGGAAGUUUGGGCGGAACACCACAUACUCAGAAGCAACCACCAACCUCACCAGGACACUGUCUGACAACGCUAACAUCAACGACACGCACUGGAAAACUGUCUUGCACACCGAAGCAGCGUGCAAAGUCAAAAAUGGCGCCGCCAUGUUGCAGAUUUCGCCUUUCAUAAUAAUGAUAAUUGCUGUAUUAGCUAUAAGUAAAGAAAUAUAAAAUUAAUAAAUUAUUAAAAAUCUGAAAGACU
Messenger RNA from Bicyclus anynana (squinting bush brown), 765 nucleotides. RefSeq names its product apolipoprotein D-like. The record is from RefSeq and is a predicted model, not a curated record. Lineage: Eukaryota; Metazoa; Arthropoda; Insecta; Lepidoptera; Nymphalidae. The transcript is spliced from 4 exons. Bases 84 to 734 code for a protein of 216 amino acids.